Molecule: messenger RNA, 216 nt
Organism: Dibothriocephalus latus
Lineage: Eukaryota; Metazoa; Platyhelminthes; Cestoda; Diphyllobothriidea; Diphyllobothriidae
Source: the annotation of a GenBank genome assembly
AUGACCCGGGAGGAGCUGAACUCUCUCCUCGUAAUGACGUUGGAGCGCAUCAACAAACUUUUCGAAAGUCUAGAUGCCAGCGAUGCCGAAGCAAAACAACGAUUCGUUCAGUCCUUGAAGACACACAAUGCGGUCUUCAACCAGCUAGUCCGGGACUCCGUGGAGCGUGAACUGUCACAUGAGCGCGCUAAACAGGAACUUGAACGAUUUGAAUGG